Molecule: messenger RNA, 1098 nt
Organism: Carya illinoinensis
Lineage: Eukaryota; Viridiplantae; Streptophyta; Magnoliopsida; Fagales; Juglandaceae
Exons: 2
Coding region: 1-1098 (365 amino acids)
Molecular function (GO): nucleic acid binding; RNA-DNA hybrid ribonuclease activity
Source: RefSeq, a predicted model, not a curated record
AUGGGGGUCAUUAGAGGGGUUAAAGUGACACGGGGCGGCACUUCUAUAAAUCAUCUGUUAUUUGCAGAUGACUGUAUACUGUUUGGUAUAGCAACUAUGGAGGAAUGGAAUAGUUUGCAAGGAAUCCUAAAAGUGUAUGAGAAGGCCUCGGGGCAGUUUCUAAACAAAGAAAAAACUUCAGUUUUCUUUAGCAUUAACACACCUGGGGUUGUAAAGAGCAGUAUACUUGCAGCAGGAAAUUCAGUUGCUUGUGGGAGUUAUGAGAGAUAUCUUGGGUUACCAGCAGUAGUGGGAAGAUCAAAAGAUGAAGAAUCAGUAACACAUGUGCUUUGGGAGUGUCAAGCAGCCAAUGAUGUCUGGGCUCUUAGUUUGAAUGGGGUUCAUAAGUGGAAAAGGGGAGGAAUGGAGUUUCUGCAGUUAUGGGAAAAGCUAUUAGAAGGUCUAGACAAAAACAGGCUAGAGGAAGUGGCUGUGCAGAUCAGAAGAGUUUGGCUUAGAAGGAACACUUUUGUGUUUGAAAACAAGCUCACAUGCCCGAGAAGAUUAGUCUCAGCUGCAACUGAGGCCUUAGAGGAAUUCAAAAGAGCCAAUAGAAGACAAGGGGCAGUAAACCAGCAGGAUCACAGACCAAGUAGUAGAGCAGGGUGGGUCAAGCCCUCAGCAGAGUUUGUCAAGGUGAACUGGGACGCCUCCACAGAUCUUAAGAGGAGGAGAAUGGGCAUGGGGGUGAUCAUGAGAGAUGAGAAUGCAGAUCCUUUGCUAGCAGUUUGUGAUAGCAGAAGCAAUAUUCUAACAGCAGAGGUAGCAGAAUGCUAUGCACUAUGGAAGCCACUGCAGGUAUGUAGCGAACUUAAUGUGCAGAAAGUUAUAUUCGAGGGUGAUGCAAAGGCAAUUAUAGAAGCUGUGAAGAACAAUGAAGAGGAUUGGUCUGAUAUAGAUCCUUUAAUUGAGGAUAUUAGAAAUGUUUUAUCAAAUAGAAAGGAUUGGUUUAUACAGUUUGACUAUAGAGAAAGAAAUAUUGUUGCACAUAAUUUGGCCAAAGCUGCCUUGAAUUUGGUGAGGAAAGAGUUUGGUUGGAAGAGGUUCCAGAUUGUAUAG